Molecule: messenger RNA, 4162 nt
Organism: Phoenix dactylifera (date palm)
Lineage: Eukaryota; Viridiplantae; Streptophyta; Magnoliopsida; Arecales; Arecaceae
Source: RefSeq, a predicted model, not a curated record
CACAGUCCGUGUCUUAUAUGUCAAUGCGUGUGGCCGAAAGGGCCACCACGCGCUCGCUUCUAUCGCCGAACGACGAUAGAAUUUGAAUAUAUAUUAAAUUUCAAGCGGCUCACGCUCCUCUCGUUCGGCUAUAAAAAUCGAACGAGAUUCUCUGAAUCCAACACAAAUCUAGCGAGCCUUUGAGUCUCUGAGGGGUAGGAUAACUAGAGAAGGGCAGAUUUGAGAGAUAGCCUACACAUUGAGAAGGUCUUCCUAAAAAAUCCAGCGGAGACUAUUUAAGGUGUGAUUUUUUUCUUCUAUCUUAUUUGUUUAAUUUUGUUAAUAAGUAGCUUAAAAAAAUUGUUUAGAAAUUGCCCAAAAAAAGAUCAUGCUAAAAUUUUUUAUUUUGGCUUAAUUUUUUGAUAUGUUGUAGAUUGAUGGUAGGAAUGGAGCCAUCAAGAAAAAUCAAUCCCACAAAGCGUGAUAUUGGCUUGUCUUAUGGGCAAAGAGUCGGGCAGCGGCACCAGUUUCAGUGCAACUAUUGCGUCAAGGUCUUCAAGGGAGGUGGAGUAACCAAGUUGAAUCCACACUUAGCCAAAAAUUUUGGUAAGGUUGCUACGUGCCCGAAUUGCCCAAGCGAGAUCCGUGUGCUUUUGAGGUAGAAUCUCGCUGUGGUCAAAAAAGCAAAGAAGGGGGUUUCCAAGAAGAAGGCGGAGGUGGAACUCCGAGCGGCAGAGCCCCCUUACUAUCACUCUAGGGAGCCACAUGAGAUUGAGGAUCUAGAUGAGGAGGAGGCAGAGAUUCAGGCUGCCAUGCAGGCAAGCCUGGAUGAUUAGUGGUAGCAGGAGGAGGUGGCCAGACAUAUGGCUCGAUUUGGGCCCUCUUCCUACGAGUCGGGCGGUGGUUCUGGAAGCACUAGGCAAGAUCCAGAGUUCUUAAGGAUAACCUCAGUCAGGAAGGGCGUCGGCAGAGAACGUGGCCCGAUUGCAGCUAUGCUGGGUAGUUUUGGUAGCCGAAAAAAGUUAUCUAAAGAGAUUCCACCAGGAGCGACAAUCUAUGAUGUAGAUUCGCAUGUUCUUCCCAACAGAGAUUCAAAGCAGCAUUGGAUAGACUCAAUGUGGAUGAAGAAAAAGAAGAAAAUUGUGGCGAGCUAUUGCAUCCUGGCUCCACUUCAGCCACAUUCCAGCGAAUGUGGCAGGCAAUACGUACUACAGGUCUGCCAUUUUCGCCAUACAAGCUGCCGAUCUUGAUAUAGUUCUUUCAGACCUGAAGAACAUGUAUGGUGAGCUUCUUGACAAUAAUGAGGAGCUUAAGAAAUGGAUUGACUCCUACAAGAGCAAGUGGCCCAUAUAUGGACUAACUAUCAUGUGCGAUAGUUGGACCGGUCCGACCAGGUGGAGCAUCAACUUUCUGACAUAUUGUGAUGCGAAGACCUUCCACAAGUCGGUUAAUGCUUCGGCUCGGGUGCACGACGCCUCGUACAUCCUGAAACUUAUGGAGGAUGUGAUUGAUCUGGUAGGAGAGAAGAAUGUCGUGCAGGUCGUCACUUAUAAGGGGCCGCAAUAUAAAGCCGCCGACAAGAUCUUGAUGGAGCAGCCACAGUUUUUGAACGUUAUGUGCUGCACAUUGUAUCGAUCUCAUGUUGAUGUUUAUUGAAAAAAUCUGUAGGGUGCAGCAGACGAUGGAGACAACCCAACGCAUCAUCAGGUAUAUUUAUAACCAUACCUGAGUCUUUUCACUGAUGAAAAAGUAUGUAGGAGGAGAGAUUCUGAGUCCAGGAGUCACAUAGUUUGCUACCAAUUUUCUUGCACUUGAUAGCAUUCUCGAGAAGAAAUAAGUCCUACGUCAGAUGUUUGUCAGUCCGGAGUGGUAUGAUAGUAAAUAUUUUUAUGCUGGCAUCAAAGGGAGCAAGAUAGAAUACUUGGUGACGAGACAGUCAUUCUGGUAGCGGGCCACUGUAAUAAUCAAUGCUAUCAAACUAUUAUAUGAAGUGCUACGGACCAUGGAUAGCAAAAUCUACCCCUAGAUGGGAUUUCUAUAUCACCUGAUGGCCAAGGUAAAGGCUCAGAUUAUAAAGGCAAAUUCAGCCCAUGGCCAGUCGUACAUCAAUAUCAUUGAGCGACGGUGGAGAGCAAAUGGGUAGAGAAUCACAUCUACUAGCAUACUGCGUAAACCCCCGGUUCCAGUACAACGUAGAUGGAAUUGGUAUGGAUGACGCACUUCUGGAGGCUUUGCGUAAUGUUAUUUACAAGAUAGAGCAUGAUCCAGAAGCCACGGCCCUAUGUCUUGAAGAGAGCAAAAUAUUUAGAGAAGGCAACAACAGUUUUGGACAAGCGGCGGUCGUCAGCAAGCAGACUAUGAAUUCAGCUGAAUGGUGGGUGUAUUUUGGAGGGUCUGCGAGAAAUUUAAAGCGGAUAGCUAUCCGGAUCCUCUCCCAAACUGUCUUCUCUAGUAGCUGUGAGCGCAACUGGUGGUCUUUCACCCUCAUUCACAACAAACAGAGGAACCGUUUGAUAUAAAAGUGCCUCAACAACUUUGUUUAUAUGCACUACAAUCUGCAGUUGAGGCUAAAGAGCAUUCAGAAGGAAGUGGAGCUCAAGGAUGUAGAUCCGAUUUAUGGGACCUUCACCGAUGAUGACGAUGAUCCACUGCUCAGCUGGCUUGUGGUCCAGUAGUAGGAGCCCGAGCUUGACGAGCCAGGAUCGCUUCCACGACCAGCUAGCUUCAUAGCCACCGAGGCUAAGGUCGAUCCAGAGCAAUGGGUUGAGCGCAAUAUUCCACGCACUCCCAAAGCUAAUCAGCCGCAUGCAUAAGGGAGCCAGUCACCACAUGAUUGGUACGAGACACCCUCUCAGAGAGCAGAUCGAGAAACGCUCAACAGGGGAGGGCGACAUAGCCAGGCAGAGAGGGGCAGGAAAAAAAACAAAGGUCCCAAUGGAGAGUGUCGAGGAGGAGACUUGGACCAACAACAAUGAAGGUUCUGGUGGUGAUGGAUCUUCUAGCCAUGGAGGAAGCAGAGGACAGUAUAGUACUUAUGACACAGCCGGAGGGUAGUCUUCGAUUCACUAGUGAGUUCCAAUUUAUGCAUGCUACACAGGAUACGGACCACGAUCGACCAUCUGAUAGAAUCUGUGAGGAUAUCAUUGGAUAUAGAAAACAAGCUCCUUGAGUUGUUCAGGAAGACAAGAUGCAGCUGCAGAUUAGCUUGCAUACGGAUACAGAUCCUAUUAUACACAGCCUCAGGCUUACAAAUAUGGAUAUGGUGCGUUCAGGAAGACAGUUCUUAUAACCUGGCGCGCGUUUCUUCUGGUUGGCUUGAUCUGCCUCCUCCUGACUAUAUUUAUGAUUCGGAUGUUUAUGAGAGCCAUCGACACUCGUCUCGAUUUUAGAUAUCCGAGAGUGCUUUAAAUAUAUGUAAAUGAUUGUAUCUUAAUUUGAAGAUAUUUUAUGUAUAUUAUUUUAUCAUUUGUAUCAUUUGAAACGGGAGGAAGUAAUAAGAUGCAUCAUCUAUCCUCAACCCUAAACCUAGACAUAGAAACAUCAAAAACUGUGAAAAAAGCAAUAAAAAAACAUCAAACUUCACUUAAUUUCACAAAAUAAGAUCCAAUAAAGACAAAACUUAAAAAAAAAAGCACCGGAACUCAAAACCCGACCAUUCAACCGAUACCAUUGCGGACCAGUACCGUACCGUUCCGGGCCGCCACCGGUACACUGACCGGUAUCAGUACGGCGGACCUUGGUUUAGAUGAUGUAAUUGUUGAAUUUGGCUGGCUCUUCUGCCAAACAUCUUAAUUAUCUUGCCACAUCACAAGAACAGAAAUAGAAAAUAAUUGCUGAUACAAUUCAAUUUGUUCUUUGUAGUGUGACUAUGUAUGGAUCAUUCUUGUGACUAGUAUCCUUAGGUCUGUGGAAGUAGCAAGCAGCUAACUCAUUUGCAUGCUGUGCUUUUACCCAGUUGACUUUAUGAUAAAUUUUUAUGCUAAUGUAUCUAAAUUUUGAUGUUGCAGAAGAGUUUUAAGCAAACAGAUAUGUAUAGAUGAUUUUAAAUUUGAGUUUUGUCAUUAAUGUUUUGCCUUCACUUUUACAGUACAUUUUAAAUUCCUUGUUAUGAUCUUUUUGUAUUCCACAAGUUUUUUUGUCAAUGGAUCUUUUAUAGUUUGAUGGUUACUGUUUGUGGUCUUGU